This is a messenger RNA of Harmonia axyridis, 1198 nucleotides long. Its product is annotated as protein GUCD1. The record is from RefSeq and is a predicted model, not a curated record. The coding region runs from base 367 to 1050 and encodes 227 amino acids. Lineage: Eukaryota; Metazoa; Arthropoda; Insecta; Coleoptera; Coccinellidae. The transcript has 5 exons.
GUUCAAAUUUUACUUGUACUUGUAAAACCACAAUUUCAAGCUUGGUGCAAAAUUGUGUGUAUCGCUUCAUCAGAACCAUAGAAAAUGCAAGAAGAAGCUAAAUUUUCGUGAUAAAAUAUCGUGAUAUUUCCGUUAUGUUAUUUCCGUAACAACAGAUAAAACCUCUUUUAAAUUAAGUUCGUUUAAGUAAAUAAUCAGUCAAAAUUCUCUCCAAAGUCUUCAAGUGCACGAAUGCUUUUCUGUUUUUUUUUUCAUAUAGCUAUGAUCAAAUUUUGCAAUAAACUUGGAAGUGAUUAAUGUCAAUAUGAAAUAUCCAACUUCACGUUAAAAUGUCUACAUCCCAAUAGCACAAACUAAAAACAAGCAAUGAUUAUUAAAUCUGAAUCGGAAACUAACGUAACGGAAACAAAAUCUUACACUUACAUUGGAGAAAUUCAAAUAGAUUUUUAUAAUUUCGUAGAAAAUACAAAACGAUGUCAAAUAGAUUUAAAACACCACACACAAGACUUCAACUGGGAUUGUGGUCUGUCUUGUGUCCUUAUGGUUCUGUCCGAUGAAAACAGAGAAUAUUUUUUGGAGAAUAGAGAGAAAAUAUGCAAGGAGGAAGGAUUCAAUACAAGCACAUGGACUAUAGACCUAUGUUACCUCUUGAGAAGGUUUGGAAUUAGACAUAUAUUUCACACAAUCACCUUGGGCGUGCAUCCUGCGUAUGAAAGGAUAAAUUUUUAUAAUGAGAUUUUCACAAGAGAUGAGGAGCGUGUAAAUAAACGCUUCGAUGACGCAGAGAAAAAUGGAAUAGUAGUGAAAAAAGGAUCUAUUUCUUGCCGGACAAUUUUAGAACAUUUAGCAACUGGUCCUGUAAUUCUUCUCACCAAUGCUAAACUACUAGGCUGUGAUAUUUGCAAAUACAACAAAAUAAGCUGUGAAAUGAAAAAGAUGUUCCGUUGGCCUGUACCUUACCAAGGACAUUAUAUAGUAUUAUGUGGAUACAAUAUGAUGAUCAACAAUGUAUUUUACAGAAACCCCACAUUAACUAACAGCCUCUGUUAGACCUCUCAGAAGCUAGGAGCUUGUUGUGAAGAUCUAAAAAAAAGAUCUAGGAAAACUUACGAGUUGAAAGAUUUUCUUCUAGAAGGCCUUUCUAAGAUUGCUAUUUGUGUAGACUAUAGAAGAUAAUUAAAUGGAAUGUGGAAUAAUA